Messenger RNA from Rhineura floridana, 3741 nucleotides. RefSeq names its product aquaporin-5-like. The coding region runs from base 605 to 1390 and encodes 261 amino acids. Gene Ontology annotation, biological process: transmembrane transport. Gene Ontology annotation, cellular component: plasma membrane; apical plasma membrane. The record is from RefSeq and is a predicted model, not a curated record. Lineage: Eukaryota; Metazoa; Chordata; Lepidosauria; Squamata; Rhineuridae. The transcript has 5 exons. Gene Ontology annotation, molecular function: water channel activity.
GCUCAUGACCUUGCUUACCUGGGAGUAAGCCCUGUGGAAGUCAAGAGGGCUUACUUCUGAGUAGGCACGGUUGGGGUGGUGCGGUCUCCCUUGAAUUAGAGUUGGGAAAUGUGUGAUUGGCCGUGGGCUGGCCUCCAGGAAAGUUCUACUCCAGAGGAGACCCACUGAAACUAAUGGAGCCCAGCCGUGCCUGUUGAUUUCAGCGGGCCUGCUCUGGCCAAGGUUGGGUCCAGUCCUGCUUUUGACUGCAUGAAGCGCUUAGGCAUUAUUUUCCCCAGAAAAUUUAUGCUCGAAAGAGUUUUGCGCUGCCUGGAUCCACUGCAUCAUUACUCUAAAGUAAGCCCCGUGGUGCAGGGGCUUCUUCACUCCCAGCAAAGCCCGGCGGGAAUCACCUUUACUCGGAAGUAAAGAAGGUCCUACCUCACGUCCCAAGGUGAACUUUCUGCAUCGGCUCAUCCCGUUACCAGCCCAGCCCUCUGCGCGUUUACUUGGAGAUAUAUAUAUCUAUCUGCAUGGCCCAGUACUUGGAUACACUGCCCUGGCAUCUUAGGCAGACAAGAAACUGUCUCAUCUUCGCCGCCGUUCCACCUGCUCCAGUCCCAUCAUGAAGAAAGAAGUUUGCACCAUCUCUUUUCUCCGAGCUGUCUUCGCCGAGUUCUUAGCCACUAUGAUUUUUGUCUUCUUUGGCUUAGGCUCAGCUCUGAAGUGGCCUUCAGCCUUGCCGAGUGUCCUCCAGAUCUCCCUGGCUUUCGGCUUGGCCAUUGGCACUAUGGUACAGACAUUUGGUCAUGUCAGUGGCAGCCACAUCAACCCGGCAGUGACCAUUGCCUUCUUUGUAGGAAGUCAGAUCUCUUUCCUCCGGACAUUGUUCUACAUUGCGGCUCAGCUGGUGGGGGCCAUCGCUGGCGCAGGUAUACUUUAUGGAGUGACUCCUAUUAAUGCCCGUGGAAACCUGGCAGUCAAUGCGCUCAGCAACAACACAACCGCAGGCCAGGCUGUGGUGGUGGAGAUUAUCCUCACCUUCCAGCUUGUUAUGUGUGUUUUUGCCUCGACUGACAGACGCCGUAAUGACUAUGUGGGCUCUCCUUCUCUGUCCAUUGGACUGUCUGUCACCCUGGGCAACUUUGUUGGGAUCUAUUUCACUGGCUGCUCUAUGAAUCCUGCCAGGUCUUUCGGGCCUGCUGUUGUCAUGAAAAGAUUCACUUCAGCUCACUGGGUCUUCUGGGUAGGCCCCAUCUGCGGAGGCAUCCUGGCCUCUCUGAUUUACAACUACCUUUUGUUGCCCCAUGCAAUGAAUAUGUCCGAGAGGGUCGCAAUCAUGAAAGGCACCUAUGAGUCAGAAGAAGAGUGGGAAGAGAAAGAGAAAAGCAUGGAAAUGUCUUCCCCAUAAGUGAAAGCACUUUGGGUGAGAAGGAAGAGAAGAAUCUGACAAGCACCCCCAUGCCGAAUGAACACUGACUAUAUGCCUUCUAAUCUAAAGAAUAAGUCGCUUCCACUGGUGCCAAAGGUUUGAAGAGGGAAUGAGAGAGACAUUACUUGUGUAAACAACCAUUGUGAGCACGUGGCUACAUGUGUCUGUGGGGGUGCACAGGAAAAAGAUGGCUGGAGAAUAGGCAGUUCGAACACAGUCUGUUUUGGGAAUGAUGCAUUCAAAGUGCAACCCCAGACAAGAACGGUCUCAACCUCUUGAGACCUACAAAAGCCUGGAAAUGCUUUAGAGCUACAGCUGGCAUCUUAGCAUUUGCAACUAUGCGUGGUGGAUUCAAUCAUUUGUUUAGCUGUUUGUGUUUCCCUUCCUGAUGGGGCCGCAGAAUAAGUCCUCCCAGGUCCGUAUAUACCUUGGACUUUCAAGGUUUGGGGGCAAGGUUGCCUGAGGUUAAAUUUCCUGGUCUUGGUCAAUUUCAUAUAUGCAAUAAGGCUUUCAACUAGCUUGUUUUUGGUACAUUUAAUACAUCACCAAUCCAUGUACACUAUAAAUAUUCACAAGAACCCAUCUGGGCAGAAUUACAGAGAGGUGUAUGGAAAAGGACAAAGACAUUUGACAGAAGUUUUAAGUUGAAGGCAAUCAGAAUUUGUGUGAGAUGAUCCCACAGAAGCACACCAGCCUUUCAAAAAAACAACCAAAAGGCCACACAUACAACCUGUUGUCUUAAGCCCAUAAUUGGCUCUUUGGGCACAACAUAGUGAGUUGGGGGUGGGGCAAAUUUCUUUAAAACCGGUUGGACUCAUUCCAUUAUUUUUGAUCUUCCCAAUUAAAAACUCCCUUAGAUUCAUGGAUUAAAGGAAAACACAGUGCCGAGUCUUGUUUUGACUUGACUUCUAUCUCAUGUGGGUUCAAACAAGCAGCAAAAAAUGAGGAGAAACCAUUUCUAGAUCUACUCUACGUUAGAUUCAUUCUCCUUUAGAUCUAUGGACAUCCGAGCUCCUACUCUACCCUUCUGCCCCUAGUCUGUGUGUGAAAAAGGAUUGCCAGCAAUUCUGGUGCCUGGGUAGGACCAGGUAUCAAGAGGUUAGGCCUAGAGGAGGCAGAGUCGGGGGGGGGACUGGCGAGAGUGGAGCUAAUAACAAAAUCUGGAGGUCUGGCACCAGUGGCUGGUGCUGGCAGAGGUGUUAGGCCCAGACAGGGCUUGGAAUCUAGAACCCCAUACCCACCAUACAUUUAAAGCAGUAUUAUACCCCUUUAAACAGUCAUGGCUUCCCCCAAAGAAUCCUGGUCUGUAGAGGGUGCUGAGGCCCUGAUUCCCCACACAGAGUUACAAUUCUCAAUGAUUUAACAAUCAAUCCUACUUCCCUUGGAACUCUGGGAAUCCUAACAACUCUAAGCUCCCUUAGCAGACUACAGUUCUCAGGAUUCUUUGAGGGAAGCCAUGAUUGUUUAAAGUGGUAUAAGAGUGCUUCAAAUAUAUGGUGCAGAUGUGGCUUGGUGAGAGUGAAGGAGCUACACAGGGAAAGGUAUGUGAGAGUAGUCUCCACUGCUAUCCCUGACACAAUCUCCAUGUAGCUCUGGCCCCAUUCAGCUCCUCCUUCCUUGGUCAGUGGAAGGGCUUGGCUACAAAGGAAACACACAUGUAUGUGCUUUGCUAACUCAGUAAUUCAUGCAGCAGCAUGUGAAAUGGAGCCCUCAGCUCAGCUCCUGAGGGCAGUAGAUGUGUGGGUAGUAGAUGUGGGCUUCAGCAAAAAUCAUGUGUGCUAAGUGAAAGCAGCGCAGCUGAAUUUUGCUCCAAAAAACCCCCUCCCAACGAUGCUAAAAACAAAUUCUACUGGCCCCACAGCCUGGCUGUUAAACAAAAUAAUGUGGCAAUUGAUCCAUAUUUUUUAAAGGCAGACAAAGACAAGAAGAAACCCCAACACUCCCCACCUCCAAAAAAAUCCAGGGAGUGUUUUGUUUUUUCCUGGUUAACUGGCAACCCUUCAGACAAAGGGAAGAUAGUCUUGGUUACUCCACCAAGAGGUAAGCAGGGGCAUGAUGACAGCCUGAACCAAAUAACAGACGUCCUGUGGGUGUUGUUAGGAACAUCUGAGAUGUGCAAGGAAGUCAAUUAUAUGGAAAUCCAGAAAACAUUAUAUGUCUGUUGGCCCGUUCCAAAGCUUCGUAACUUGAGCAUGGAGGAGGCAGGCUGCUGUUUUCUGCACUGGCUGGUGUCUAAUUGCAUUUAAUUUGCUGCUUAAGAAGAAAUGCCAUUUGUUUUGUUAUUAUGAGAGUUUCUGUAAUGUAUUAUUUAUUAUCAAUAAAAAAGAGAA